GACUGGAACCCACUGCAAGGUUUGACACCAACAGAGUCACCAAGAUGUCAGAGAAAAAAAUAUCUUCAAGUCGGAAGCAUCACCUAAAGAGUCUGAUGCUGUCCAUCGCCAAAGGCAUCCUGGACGAGGAGGAGAGGGAGCGAGCGGAGGACAAGAGGAGGCACAUGGCUGAACACUGUCCCCCGGUGUCCAUGCCGAGGAACAUGCAGGAGCUGCAGGAGCUGUGUCGUGAGAUCCACCACAAGAUCGAUGUGAUUGACGAAGAACGAUACGACCUGGAGAUGAAGGUCAACAAAACCAACAAAGAGAUCGACGAGCUGAAGAUCAAAGUUCAAGACCUGAUGGGCAAGUUCAAGAAGCCUGUCCUGAGGAAGGUCCGCAUGUCGGCCGACGCCAUGCUGAAGGCUCUGCUGGGCUCCAAGCACACAGUCAACCUGGACCUGAGGGCCAACCUGAAGCAGGUCAAGAAGGAGGUCAAAGAGGAGGAUAAUCUGCGUGACGUCGGCGACUGGCGUAAAAACAUUGAAGACAAAUCUGGCAUGGACGGAAGAAAGAAGAUGUUUGAGGCUGAGGCAUAAACCACAACAUCAUCUGUCAAAAGCUUCAUUCCCAAAGUUCCUUUGGGCUUAAACUUAUUGGUUAUUUGUCAAAUCUGCCUGAUAGUGUUUGGAGCCAAUGUGCACCUUC
Molecule: messenger RNA, 687 nt
Organism: Thalassophryne amazonica
Lineage: Eukaryota; Metazoa; Chordata; Actinopteri; Batrachoidiformes; Batrachoididae
Product: troponin I, fast skeletal muscle-like
Exons: 7
Coding region: 45-578 (177 amino acids)
Biological process (GO): muscle contraction
Cellular component (GO): troponin complex
Source: RefSeq, a predicted model, not a curated record